AUGGAUCUCGACGUCGACGAUGAGGGCAGUGUAGAUGGUUCGGAAAAUAUGGAAAUCAGGAGCGACAGCCGCUCUUCACCGACCUUUUGUAGAUGUGGCGCAUACGACGAAAUCAUGGAGGCCACUAAGAUACUACGAAACAGAACUAUUGAUGCGGUCAAUAGUGAAUUUGAUCAGUUCGAAAAAGGACUGGCUUACCUGCUGCGUUCUUCGAGAGACGCUCUCUGUCAUGAGGAUGAUGGUGCAAGUACCAGCAGUCAGAUGACGUUUGAAGAAUCGAGGAACAGUCCAGCGUGCAGCUUUCAGAGUCAGUCGCACAGUUCUCAGCUCAGUUCUGAACGUUCUCCUUCCAUUGAUCUCAUUGUUAAUGACAUCGUUGUCAAUGCUUCAUUGUUACUGUUGUCGAAACUCAAGCUCAUUGAGCACCGCUGCUCACAUGCAUCAAGUUUGUCGGCGCAACUGAUGAGCGUUUUUCUGGCCAUCGCUGUCAGUUCCUUCCGACCGGAAGAAUGGCGAAUUGGUUACUGUUUCACUGAAAACCGCUGCCUUCCUGCUGAGUUCAUUGAACGCUACUGUCCGUCAGAUAUUUGGAAGCAUCCCCGUGAAACAGCUUUCAAAGCUGCUUCUGAUAGCAACAAGGCGGAGUCUUCUUUUACGCAGCAAUCGCGCUCUUCGUUUGUAAGUACUGGACUGCUUGGUCGAAUUCUAAAUUUCCUAUGGCCUCGAGAUCGCCUAUCCCUCUGUGUAGAGCAGCUUCUGUCGAAUAAGCGGAUGAAAUUCUCCUCAAUCAAUUCCGUGCACGUGUUUGACAUUCUAGACAGUGACUGGGUGUCUCUUGGGCCUUCCAGUUCCACUCUUGCAAUCCCUUUUAUAGCAGGAGCCUUGGCAUGUUUAGACAGAGUUCAAAGAAUCUUAACGCAGUUAAUGCGAUUAGUAAAAGCAUUAGAAGGACUGUCGGUAUGGAUUGAUUUCACCGCUUCAAAAGGGAGUCAGCUACCUUUUUCACUCUGGAAUGCAGUCAGAGAAUUGCUAACAUUGCUGGAGCAACAAAUAGAGCAGAGUGCGAAAGAGGUCACGGCCACUGCAAAGGCAGUUCCAAUUGCUUCUCCGGAAGAACCAACAAAUGAUGAUACGGUGGCAGGGAACUGGCUUGAGUGUAUUCUUGAACAGGUCCCGGCUAUGCUCGAUCAUCAAUCUGCUGUUCAGUCACAAAUUGUAUCAGAAAUAGUGGAGAUAUCCAAACGGAUCGAGUUCCUACUUCGAUUGCUCGCUAAUGCCCGAGAUAUGUCCAAAUGCAAUAACUGCAUCUCUGAUGUCGUUGAAAAGGUUCAAAACCUGUCAAACAACGAGAUAGUUGGCGAAUUCCAAUCUACAUAUAUCACUCUCUCCCAAGGCGGUUUCAUCGGAGCCGAUCUCCAGACCAAACUUCUUCAUGAAAUCCUCAGCAGAGGCGGCCAACAAAAAACGCUUCUAUUGCGAACGAUCAUAUCUGGUGGUCGUAGUAAUCGGCCUCAGCUGGUCGCUGAAAUCUUCAAACACAGCCUCGAACGUUACGAGCAGGCAGUGGGGUCAAAAAUCUCGGAAAGACUAUGCAGGGAAGAGUGCACAAUACUGGAAGAGUUUUCUCACUCCCUGAAGAAAGCGCACGCCACGGACUUCGCCAGACAGACAUUAGGACUUAUAGAAAGGAUUAUCGCAGAUGAAAAUUCAAGUGUUAUCUUGGUCGAUGGCGUCACAUCGCUCUUGCUGACUCUUGUUCACAGAAACCAAGAAUGUCCAUGGACCCUCGAUCUCAAGAUGUUAGGCCGAAUUGAGAGUGAAUGGUCGAAAAUUAUCAACUCUUUUGCUGAAUUCUCUCUUCGCCACCCAUCUCAGUCGUUCCUAUGUGGCACAUAUUCUCUGCUCAUUUCUGAGCACUUUCUUGGCGCUGCGGAAUCUCUUGAUCUGCCAGUACUUCUUUUUGUUAUUCGCCAUCUUCCUCGCUUGAUCUCUGACCAAGGGCAACGUGAUGUGCAGAACUUCAAUAACCACUAUCCUGGUAUGGAGGCAAUCAUCAAGCAAUUCGUACAUCCAGAUAGUGUAUCCAAAUUAGCUGAUCGUGCUGUGAAACUGUUCGCUGAGACUUUAAAUGACGGAUGCUGGCAGAUUUACGUCCAGAGCUUCGUCCUUACUGUGCUUGUAAUCGAGUCCACUGGUAAUCGACUCGGGGCAGCUUUAUUUGAAAGUUUCACCAAUCUUCUGCAUAGCAUCGACGUACACGAAGUGAAAGAUGCGUGCAUUGGAUUGGAAGCCACGGGAGGCAUUGAUCGUUUGCACUGUAUGCUGUCGAUCUUUCGGAAUACUACGUUCUGCGAUUUGGUGCCAUGUUUUGAGGAGCAGUGUCGUCAAGCACUCAAGGAAGAUGUGCUUACGAAAUUGAUCGCUGACAAUCACCGCACGCCAAGGAAAAGCGACCUUGCAACAUUUCUGAAGGGGGAAGAUGACUGCUUUGGCGAGCCUGGCAAUAAUGUGGAUGAGUACCUUUUACACCAGCAUCUUCGUUACGAAAUAUCCACACUUUUAUUACACGAAGUACAGGAGAAAUGGAAAAACAGGCCCGAAAAGGAUGCGAUAAAUGCAGUGCAAGUCAAAUGGGUGGUACGCGCGUCCAGCAGUGGGCAGUAUCAUCGCGAGAUAGCAGAACGUGCUGAACAGGAGCUGAACAAGCUUGGAGCAGACAACGCAGCGGAAGUACGCUUUUGUUACCUGUCAGAAACACUUCUCGCUGGAGCUACAAGUGCUCAACCAGUUCAGAGUUUUGAGAAGAAACCUCUCCUCGGUAUCUUCUGCUCUUUCUAUGAAGCAGUUUUAUGUAAUGAAAAAGUUCGACCUUCGUGGAUUGAGGAUCACCUUGUUGUGUUGGGUGAUACACUAGAUAAAUGCGCUUCAGGGGAGUCUGUUCCGGAGCAAACGGCUUUGACUCCAGCGUUUAUACAGGUGUUGUCGAAUGUGCUUCAUAAAGAUUCGUCAUCGGAACUGUCGAAGCAGCUACGUUGUCUGCUAGCAGCCACGGAUGGUCGCAACCGUCUGUCGAGUCUUGUGCCCCUGAAACGUCGAGAAGACGUCUUUCAUGAAGUUUUAAUGGUCAUUUGUAAUCAUGCUGAUUCUGAAACUCAUAUCGAGGUCCUUCGCCAGUGUGCUGACAAUCUGGCAUCUUGGAUUGAAGUUUCAACGGAAGAGGAAAACGUGAUGCGUGGUCAGGCCUUGUUAACGAGCGGAAAUCGUCUUGUAUUUCGACUUAUGGUUGUCUCUAAUUUGCUUGAGUAUUGUUCGGAACUUGGUAAAUACAAGGAACCCUAUAACAGCGACACAUACUUCAGCGACUCGGAAACACUGAAGAACAUCGUAACACGUCGUGGAGGUCCGACUGCGCUUCCAACUGUGGAACGUCGAAUGGAUGAGACUCGGUCCAACAGCAUUCCACUCUGUACAUACGCGGCAACUGAAAAAGCAAGCAAGGCUCGUUUUUCUGUGACUGUGGAGCUGACAGUUGACAGUGGUACUGCUACACCGGUUUCCUUUGAAAUAAACCUCGACACUAGUGUGGAUUCUUCCGAGUUGGUGGAGCUCCUGGACCGCAUUCGAGCUGGCAUUGAAAGUCGUGUAGAGGUGAUUGAGCGAAUCGUUCGCGCUUCCUUACAUGCUCGUGAUUCCCGGUGGUCGCUGGAUGAACGUCGCGAAAAUGUGCGGCGAUCGUUGGCUGAUCCUCAGCGACUACAUGUGGUUUACGAUCAGGCGAUAAUCGUAAUAACUUCGUAUAGCAUCGCUAAGAUUCAAAGAAAUAUCGCCAUCUUUCGUAAUUUCAGGAAGACUACGAAGUUUCGGGAAAAACCAAAUUGCAUUCUGGAGCCAAGAAGACCACCAGAGCCACCAACUGAUAGGAAUAAGGCCAGAGAUAUCUGCCAAGUGUUACCUUUCGCGAAUCGAUUCCGAGCCCGUUGGUUUCGCUGGUCGUCUCACAGUUCUUGUCGUGAUGACAAGGUAGCAGUGGCUGGACCUAGCGAUAUUCUAACUCUUCGUAUGAGCAAGGAUGGGGAGAUCAUUGACCGCAUGGUCAUCAAGCUCACCGAACUCACAACGACCCACAGCAACCCAAUAGUAAAGGUAUUAUGGGCACCAAAUCGCCCAGCGCUCUUGGCAGUGGCUACCGUUCAACUUGUACGGAUAUAUGAUCUUGCUCUCGAUGCUGAUAAUUUUGUGUUGAGGAGCAACGUGGAGGACAUAGAACUUAUCCAUAGUUACGAAGCUGACGAAAUGUGGCUGAUGGUGUUGAGCACAUCAGGGCAUUUAUCGGUACAUUAUUCAUCUGUCUCUGAACUUCUGUUUCUUUCACUGGAAAAAGGCACCUGGUUUGCUCCACUAGAAAAAGGAGAUCUCGGAAGAGAAGAUCUGGCUUUGAAACUGGACAAGACUGGAAAUGACGACUCCUGUCCACUGCUGGCAGGAAUCAAGUGGUGUAAUGGCAUGCUUUUCAUAUCCUAUCGCAUCAUCGCUGGUGUUCAUCUACCCUACGCUGGAGCAGAUUCUCAUUCAGGUAGAGUGCAACUGAAACGAUCAGCAUUUACACAUGCUCUUUUCACUGGAUCAUCUGCAGAUACGAUCUACUCGAUGCCGCUUUUCUAUGAUUCCCCGACAAAUUUGGUCUACUCGGCGAGAUGGUCUACCCUACCCGAUCUAUGGAUAGAGAAUAUGCCAAGUGAGAUGUGUGCUCAAGCAGAAAAGGAGAAGGAAGAACCGGAGGCCGAAUUGCAAGAUAGCGACUUAGUAACGUUGUUCGAACGUUGUGAACCCGUUGAUCGAGUUGAGGUGUCCUGCCCUGAUUUGGCCAUUUUCUAUGAUGUUCAUGAUCUCAAUGUACGGCUCAGCUCAGUUGGAUCAAUGCCCGUCACGGCAAUACAGAAAGAGCAAUUUGCUCUAACUAUGCGUGUUGGGGACCCGAAUAUAAUAGUUCGCGCUGUUCGGGUUGAAUUACCGGCUGAACGAGGUCGAGGGCCAUCCGAAGGGUUUCUAUUGGCGAUAAGACGUAUCCUCUAA
Molecule: messenger RNA, 5073 nt
Organism: Ostertagia ostertagi
Lineage: Eukaryota; Metazoa; Nematoda; Chromadorea; Rhabditida; Trichostrongylidae
Source: the annotation of a GenBank genome assembly